GCCAGAGACGGUAAUUUGAGGUCGGCUAAAAGUUAUGCUUAUUAAUUUCUGGAAAUAGACUCUUUAAAUUGAAUAAGUAAGACGAAGAGAAUAUCUACGAACGUAUCCAAGACAUCUGCCAUCCCUGCAUCGAUGAAAUCAGACCCAAAGAAACGGGCUUUUGGAAAUAGAUUAAGAAAAUUCGGGUUCUCACUGAGCCAGUCGAAAGUUAACUGUUCAGCGCGUAGUAAAAAACACGUGAGUCAAGUUAGUCGUUACCAAAGUAUCAAACCACGCAUCUCUAUACCAGUAAGACCUACGGGAUAUAAGAGUUCGAGACUUGUGCACAGAAAAGCCGUACAACCAUCAACCAGCGGAAGUGAAGAGGGACGCCAUAUUCAAAAUCCAAAAUCUCAAAGUAACCCAAAUCCUUUGAGGGGAACAGCACUUCGGGAAGAUUCGGUCGAUGCAAACGGAUGUCCAGUCGACUUAUCCAAUGCGCCAGAUUGGUUACGCAAAACAAUUCAUCCUAUAACAAAUUACUUUCGUGAAGACCGUCCAAAACUGGAAAACAUGACUAAGAAUCGUCAACAUCGAGUGGAGAGUAAUUCGUCGUCAUCGCAGCUUAAUUAUGCCAGUGCGCAUAAAACACUCAAAGCUGCUAAGGACAACCUGCCUUACGAUAUUGAUGAGAUCUUCUCAAAUCUCGAUUUAGGAACAUGGAUCAAGGAAUAUAGAAGCGGAUUCCGCGAUUGCAAAGAGGAGAAUUCAUCACUUCAGAAAGAUGCAUGUGGUAGUCGUGGUGUUUUAGCUUGUCAAACAUCAUCAUCAUUAUCAUCCUUAAAGCCAGUUGAUCUAGAUGGAGAAGAGAACUUGAUGAAAGAAGGAGUUAGAAGAACUCAUCCUGAUCACGGCCAUCUUCAACUAAUAAACGCGAAGACAUCAGAUAAAAGAUCAACUGAUGAGGAGAAACUGAAGCCCUGUACAUCGAAUACGCACAACGCAGGAUGUGGUAGUGAGCUUAAAAAGGCAUCCCUGUUAUUUACAGGAAAGGCUUCCUGUCCAUCGAUGAAUUCAACAACUCCUCAUCAGACAUCUCAAAAUCCAUAUUCACUUAUGAAGAAAGAUGCACUAGAUCACGAAUUCUCCGCGAAGCUAAUCGAGGCGAAGUGGAAUGAAUACGAAAAUACAAAGCGAAUGAAGAAGCGUGAUGAAUACAAAGGUGGAGAAAUUAGGAGUCGGGGGAAGCACAGAAGUCUUGAGAACUACGCUUGCAGACCGUCAACUAGCCUGCACUAUUACCCUAUUCCAUCGGCGAGUUCGGAUAAAGAAAACAAAGAGAGUAGGGGACGUGUCUCUGAUGAAUGCUUCCAUAAACCGCAUAGUAUUCAGAGAGGUGAUAAAAGCACUGAAACAGCCACUGUACGACAGAUCUCUCCACCUCAGCAUCCUAUUUGGGAUACUCCAGAUGACCUUCGGACGUCAUCAAAUUACUUUUUCCGGCUAUAAGAAGGAUUGUUGUUUAAAACGAUUUUGUACAAUCGGUUUAUCAAGACGUCUA
Molecule: messenger RNA, 1540 nt
Organism: Trichobilharzia regenti
Lineage: Eukaryota; Metazoa; Platyhelminthes; Trematoda; Strigeidida; Schistosomatidae
Source: the annotation of a GenBank genome assembly